AAUUCACUUCGAAGUCUGGACCUCCGAGUCCAUAACAACAGGCUUCGACGGAUGCAAAGUAAUAUUUAUGUGAUAAAUAUAAACGGUAGAAAAAUCGGAAAUAUGUAGCAGUGAUGCAGACAUAAACAAUUUACAAACAGGAGAAAUCAUACAGUGUACUAAGUUGAGAAGAUGGCGACAUUGAAUGGCUUACACGCCACUAGGAAUGGUGUAAAUGGCACCACAAACGGGGAUGGGAACCACGAGUCACUUAAUGGCAGUGGUGUCCCGAAGCGACGGAGUAAACCAAAUAGUGGUAUCGGUCCAGACGGAUAUCCCCGUCUACCACCAAUAAAAAAGCCGCAAGUGAAAAUAGAUGACCCAUAUGCCAACAGCAAAUUGAUGACCUUCAGAUUAGCCAAUCACAAGCAGGCGUUGCUGAUGCAGAUAUUACAUGAUGAUGCCGUCAAGGCUUAUGAAGAAACGAAGGAGGUAAACGAAAAAGACACAGACAAUAAAGACGACCCAGAUUUUCCUCAAGAGAUGAUGAGCAAAGAAAGAAGGAUCCGGCUGAACUACCAGUACCUACGGAAGUGUGUGGAGGCGGGGCCAGUCACGCCCAUGCAGCCAGAAUGGAAUGCUCAAAUUCUGAAGAUGGUGCCAGAACAUCUACAACAAUCGGCCAUGCUCAAGGAAGUCAUCAAGGGACUCUUCGAUGAGAUCAAGGUCGACUUCAAGGCCAGCAUGAAAAAAUCUAUGGUCCAACAUGUACUGCUCAAACCUGGGGUCAAGGGACUGGACAAUGAGGAGGCCGGACCCCCACCACAAGAGCCAAGUGGGUUAGACUUCUCCCGCCCUUGGCAUGAAAGUUACAUGCAGGCAAAGGAGGUCAUCCUGGACAACCUGCAUACCUUGCACCCCUCCAUGCAGACUGUGCUCAACAUGUGUCAAACCACCCUCGGGAACCUCAUACUGGUGGACUGUUCCAAUAUGAGGGCACAUGGAGCCAUCGAGUUUGAAUCCAUGAAAAACAAUAUCCAACUUGACCUUGAGAAAAUGGAAGACAAACUUAUGCACAGCUGGUUUCCAACCAUCAUCAACGUGUUUGCGGACAAAGUAGCAUUUGUUCCUCCAAAGGCGGACAAAAUUGAUUCCUUCUACAACAGUGUGACCACUUUGAUCUCAAACCAGCUUAAAAAUCUACUGGAACGAACCAUCCAUGCAUUUGUCGGUCUAUUCGACCCCAGCGACAAAACCCACCUCCCCCAAAUGAAAAUGGAACUGACCUUUGACGACCAAAAGAUGCAGUUUUAUCCUCCCAAGGAAGACUUGGAGGAGACUGUUCUGUUCGUGGUCAAGCAAGUUUGUAAGACCAUGCAGCAGGUACCAACUGUCCAGUCUUGGUUGGCAGGUGGCAGCACCGUCAACCACACUGACGUCACAAUCUCAAAACACAUCCUAGAUGCAGCGAACAAGAAGCUGAAGGAAGCAGUUAAGCUGAACUUUGAGGCACCACAGGCCCAUCUCAAGUCUUUCGUUCAACGAUACGACUACAUCGUAAAUGGUGAGGCUCUCGCCGAAAUCCAUGAAUAUGUGAAACAUGAACACACCUUCGCUGAAUAUCAAGAGCAAAUUGAAAAGUACCGGGAUGUUGCGAGAGAAAUCAUGGGUUUGCCCAGUAUUGAGCACUUCGAUAUGAUUCGCCUUGACUGUGAGGACCUCAAGCGAGGACUUGCCGAGGCUUCUAGGGGUCUGGCCGAUGAACUUCUGAGGAAGGUGUCCGACGACCACCGGCGAGAAAACAUGAGUAUUUGCCAAGAGUUUACAACAAUGAGAGACCGUGCCCUUCAGCACCCAGAAACUACGGAAGAUCUGAUGAACAUGAUGACAUUUAUCGGCAAUGCCAGAACAGUGGGAAUGGUUGACCUCAACACGCGUAUCUCCGACUCUAAAAACAGGCUGGCAUAUCUCAUCGAUGUGUACAUGUUUCCACCUGAAGAAAUCACCCUCAACUGUGAAGUGCUCACCUGGCCGAAACGUAUCAACCCAGUGUUUGACGACCAUGACGAUCUGGUGGAUCAGUCUAAGAUCAACGGUGAGAAACAAUUACUGGAGAAACGUGAGAAGGUGAUAAUGGAGCUCGAGAAACUGCGUCAGCGUGUUGAUGAGUUUAAUGACUACGGCGAGUUAGACAUGAUGCAGCAGUAUGUCCAAGAUGUCCGCCUCGUACAGAAACGUGUUGCUGACGUCACAGAACAGAUCACCUGGAUCAACAAGGAGGAGCUUCUGUUUAAGUAUCCUAUUUCUACGUACCCGGAUGUUGAUGACAUCACAGCGGCUGUGGAUCCAUUCCAGAGAUUGUUCAAUGUGGUACUACGCUGGCAGAAGGCAGAGAAAAAAUGGAUGGACGGCUCCUUUCUCGACCUGGAUGCUGAGAUAGUAGAUGCAGAGGUGGAUGAUUAUAACAGGGAGCUUUACAAGAUCCAGAAAGUGUUUUCCAAUCGACUCAAGAAGCUACAAAUAGAGGUCGAUGACCGCAACAGGGACAGGAAGAAGCGCCGACGAGGUGCGGAGGAGAGCGGCGAGGAGAUUAAGCCGGAGGACCAGGAUGAGGUGCUACAUCCGCCACAGGCUGUUGGUGUGUGUACCAACGUCAUGGACAGCAUGAGGGAUUUCAAGGAUGUGAUUCCUGUGAUCGGCAUCAUGUGUAACCGAGGUAUGAGAGCUCGUCACUGGACAGACAUGUCAGAUAUUGCUGGCUUUGACCUUACUCCCAACUCCGGAACAACACUCCGAAAAGUCCUCAAAUUAGAGCUUGACGCCCAUAUGGAGAACUUUGAGGGAAUUAGUGCUGCAGCCACAAAAGAACACUCCCUUGAAAAAGCCAUGGUGAAGAUGAUGGAGGAUUGGGAUUCUGUCGAUUUCAAUCUCCUCUCAUACCGAGACACAGGCAUCAGCAUAUUGUCCUCGGUCGAUGACAUUCAAACCAUCCUUGACGACCAGAUCGUCAAGACACAGACCAUGAGAGGUUCGCCAUUCAUCAAACCAUUUGAGAAGGAAAUCAAGGAGUGGGAGGAGCGAUUGAUCCGUAUCCAGGAUACGACGGAUGAGUGGCUGAAAGUCCAGGCCCAGUGGCUGUACUUGGAGCCAAUCUUCUCCUCUGAGGAUAUCAUGAGUCAGAUGCCAGAAGAAGGCCGUCUCUUCACCACUGUCGACAAGAACUGGAAGGACAUUAUGAAACACACCGUCAAGGACCCCAAGGUUCUAGUGGCUACCAACUUGCCAGGACUUCUGGAGAAAUUGAUAGACAGCAACGGUCUUCUAGACAAAAUUAACAAAGGACUAAAUGCCUACCUGGAGAAAAAGCGUCUAUUCUUCCCUCGGUUCUUCUUUCUCUCCAACGACGAAAUGUUGGAAAUUUUGUCUGAAACCAAAGAUCCAACCCGAGUGCAGCCCCAUCUUAAGAAAUGCUUUGAAGGAAUCGCUAAACUUCAGUUUGAUAGCAAACUUGACAUUCAUGCUCUGUUCAGUAGUGAGGGCGAGAAAAUCCAGUUUAGCCAGCCCAUAUCCACAAGUGAUGCUCGAGGUGCCGUGGAAAAAUGGCUUCUCCAAGUGGAGGAGGUCAUGCUGAAAUCUAUAAGGGCUGUGUGUGCUGAGGCCAUGGUGGCUUAUGCCAACGAUAAGCGUGUAGAUUGGGUUCGAGAAUGGCCAGGCCAGGUUGUACUGUGUGCUUCCCAGGCUUACUGGACUCGUGAGGUCCAUGAGGCCAUUCCUGGGGGUCCUCAGGGGCUCAGAGACUACUGGAACACCCUACAGAAACAGCUCAACGAUAUUGUCAUCCUUGUACGAGGAAAACUCUCCAAACAGAUCCGAACAUCUCUGGGAGCUCUUGUUGUAAUAGAUGUCCAUGCACGGGACUCUGUUCUGGAAAUGGCUGAAAAAGGUGUUUCAUCAGAAAAUGAUUUCAACUGGCUAGCUCAGUUACGUUACUAUUGGGAGGAUGAAAACAUGCGUGUGAAAAUUACGAAUGCUACUGUCAAGUACGCCUACGAAUACCUGGGUAAUACCGGUCGGCUUGUCAUCACCCCUCUCACCGACAGAUGCUACAGGACCCUAGUUGGGGCCUUUCACCUCAACCUCAACGGGGCUCCCGAGGGGCCAGCCGGAACUGGCAAGACAGAGACCACCAAGGAUCUGGCCAAGGCUUUGGCUGUACAGUGUGUCGUGUUCAACUGCUCCGACGGUCUCGACUACAUUGCUAUGGGAAAGUUUUUCAAAGGAUUGGCAGCAGCUGGAGCCUGGGCCUGCUUUGAUGAGUUCAACAGAAUUGACCUUGAGGUGUUGUCUGUCAUUGCACAACAGAUUUUGUGCAUCAUCCGCGCAGUUCAAGGCCAUGUGGACACAUUCAUGUUUGAGGGCACAGAACUGAACCUGAAUCCAAACUGUUAUGUGUGCAUCACAAUGAACCCUGGUUACGCAGGAAGAUCCGAACUCCCAGACAAUCUGAAGGUUCUUUUCCGAACCGUGGCUAUGAUGGUACCGGACUACGCCAUGAUUGCCGAGAUCUCUCUGUACUCCUUUGGAUUCCAAAAAGCCAGAAAUCUGUCUGUGAAGAUCGUGACGGUGUAUAGACUGUGUUCUGAGCAGCUGUCCUCGCAGUUUCACUACGAUUAUGGAAUGAGAGCUGUCAAAGCUGUGUUAUCCGCUGCUGGUAAUCUCAAACUCCGAUUUCCGGAGGAUGAUGAAGACAUUCUUUUGUUGCGUUCCAUCAUUGAUGUCAACUUACCAAAGUUCUUAGCCCACGACAUUCCGCUGUUCAAUGGUAUCAUUUCCGAUCUGUUCCCCGGACUCGCCCUCCCUGAGGCAGACUACGAAGUGUUUAUCGACGCCAUGAAGACGAUCUGUGCGAAGAAGAAUCUUCAAUUUGUGGAUUUCUUCAGGGAGAAAAUCAUUCAGACUUACGAGAUGAUGAUCGUCCGACACGGCUUCAUGUUGGUGGGAGAGCCAUUUGGCUGCAAGACGUCGGUCAUAGAGACCUUGAGCGAGGGGAUGACACUCCUGACAGAACAGGGGGUUGAGGAUUACAACAAAGUCUUCUUCCGCGUCAUCAACCCAAAGGCCAUAACCAUGGGUCAGUUGUAUGGUCAGUUUGACCCUGUUUCUCAUGAAUGGACAGAUGGAAUUAUUGCCAACACUUUCCGAGAGUUUGCUUCGACAGAUACCCCUGACAGAAAGUGGGUUUUAUUUGACGGGCCGAUUGACGCCCUGUGGAUCGAAAACAUGAAUACUGUGCUGGAUGACAACAAGAAACUGUGUCUCAUGAGCGGUGAGAUCAUUCAGAUGUCCAAUGAGAUGAGUCUCAUCUUCGAGACCAUGGAUCUCUCACAGGCCUCGCCUGCCACCGUGAGUAGAUGUGGUAUGGUCUACCUCGAGCCGUCGACCCUCGGCUGGCGACCAAUCAUGCGGUCCUGGAUCAAUACCUUCACAGGAGCAAUGGUGAGGGAAGGUGCGGAAGUGAUCGAGGCGUUGUUUGAGUGGCUUGUAGACCCGUGCCUAGAAUUUGUCCGCAAAAACACAAAGGAGUACAUCGGGUCGAAAGAGUCCAACCAGGUGCGCUCACUCAUGUACCUUGUCGACAUGUUGAUGGCUGAAUCUCUUAGUCAAAAAGACGUGGACGAAAACAGACACCUGAGGACUUGGAUUACUUCGUCUGUGCUGUUUUCCAUCCCAUGGUCCAUAGCUGCCGUUGUGGACGUCGACGGUAGGGAGAAGUUUGAUCACUUUUACAAGGAUAUAGUCGGUGGUAAGAUGGACCAAUAUCCCAUGCCCAAAGCUGUUGGAAAACUGGAAGUACCUCUGCCUUCCGAACAAAACGUUUACAACGUCUUCUUCGAGCAAAAGGCUCGAGGCUUAUGGAAGCCCUGGAUUGAUUUGAAUAAGGGCUUAGAUACUGGGAAUAAGAAGAUCCGUGAAAUGCUUGUACCCACAAUUGAUACUGCUCGCUACAACUUCCUUAUGAACCUUUGUAUUGAGCACGGCAGAGCCAUACUGUUUGUGGGGCCAACUGGUACCGGUAAAAGUGUUUAUGUUCAGGAGAAACUGAUGAACAACUUGGAUAAGGACAGAUUCCUGCCUGCCUUCGUAAACUUCUCGGCACAGACCAGUGCUAACCAAACACAGAACAUCAUCAUGUCCAGAUUGGACAGACGUCGUAAGGGUGUAUUUGGCCCACAGAUGGGCAAGCGAGCAGUCAUCUUCGUUGAUGACCUCAACAUGCCCCAGAAAGAGGUGUACGGAGCACAGCCCCCUGUAGAACUACUGAGGCAGUACUUUGACCAUGGAAAUUGGUAUGACCUGAAGGAUACGUCAAAGAUAAUACUACAGGAUAUUCAGUUUAUCUCCGCCAUGGGACCUCCCGGAGGAGGCAGGAAUGAUGUCACAGCGCGUUUCCUGAGACAUUUUAACAUUGUGGCCAUGAACCCCUUCAAUGAGGAAACAAUGAUCAAGAUCUUCUCCACUCUGAUCUCAACUUACUUCAAGUCCCAAGAACUUACUGCGGAUUUCUUCUCGGUGGGGUCCUUAAUUGUGCAAGCCACCAAUGAUAUGUACAAGCAGGCCAUCGCUAGCUUGCUCCCCACACCAGCCAAAUCUCACUACGUCUUUAACCUACGAGAUUUCACAAGGGUCAUUCUGGGAGUCUGCCUGAUCAGAAAAGCUCAGGUGGAAAACAAGAAGUUACUGUCCAGGUUGUGGGUUCAUGAGGUCAUGCGAGUCUUCUAUGAUCGUCUCACCGAUGAUUCAGACCGAGACUGGUUAUUUAAGUCUGUGAAAAAGGCAACGAAAGAACACUUCAAAGAAGAUUUUGAUUCUCUGUUUGAGCAUCUGGCUGGAGGGGGCACAGGACAGGGCAUGGUGAUUGAGGAAGAUCUGAGAAGUUUGAUGUUUGGGGAUUACCUGGACCCUGAUGCCGAGCAAGAGGAUCGGGUAUACAGUGAAGUGAAGGAGAUCAACCAGUUCUACACAGUGGUGGAGUCGUGUCUGGAGGAAUACAAUAACACUCACAAAAACAGGAUGAACCUUGUCAUCUUCAGAUAUGUUCUGGAGCAUCUGUCCCGUAUCUGUCGUAUCCUACGAAUCCCUGGAGGUAAUGCCAUGUUGGUGGGAGUCGGUGGCAGCGGACGACAGUCUCUGACCCGACUUGCCACAGCCAUGGCUGGCUACAACAUUUUUCAGCCCGAAAUCUCCAAAAGUUACGGCAAGUUUGAAUGGAGGGAAGACAUCAAGUCUUUGCUCAAGGCGUCAGGUUGCCAGGGAAACACCACUGUGUUCCUCCUCACAGACACACAAAUCAAAGAGGAAUCCUUCCUGGAAGACAUUGAUAACCUUCUCAACACUGGCGAGGUUCCCAACCUGUUCGCUACAGACGAAAAGGCGGAAAUAAUGGAGGCAGUGCGACCGAUUGCCCAGGCUGGCGACAAGAAUGCCGACUUCAGCCCUCUGUCGCUGUUUGCGUUUUUUGUGAACCGUUGUCGAGAGAACCUUCACAUCAUCAUUGCGUUCAGCCCCAUCGGGGACGCCUUCCGUAACCGUCUCAGACAGUUUCCGGCUCUCAUCAACUGUUGUACCAUCGAUUGGUUCCAGCCUUGGCCCGAAGAUGCCCUGGAAAGAGUCGCCAAUAAGUUCUUGGAGCAGGUUGAGCUUGAAGAUCAGGAAAAGGUGGAGACUGUUCACAUAGUCAAGUACUUCCAUCAGAGUACAACCAAACUGUCCGACAAAUUCCUGCAAGAGCUUGGUCGCCAUAACUAUGUGACCCCUACCUCAUACCUAGAGUUGAUUAACUCCUUCAAAAAUCUCCUCAAGAGCAAACAGGAUGAAACGAUGAGGGCCAAGAGGAGAUACGUGGUCGGUCUGGAGAAGCUAGCCUUCGCCUCGACACAGGUGGCAGAAAUGCAGAAAGAACUGGAGGAGCUACAGCCACAAUUGGUAAAGAGCCAGGCGGAAAAUUCCAAAAUGAUGAUCGUCAUUGAGAAGGAGUCCGUCGAGGUCGAGGCCACCAGUAAAAUCGUCAAAGCUGACGAGGCGGUCGCCAACGAACAGGCAGCAAGCGCUCAGGCACUUAAAGACGAAUGCGAGGCUGACCUGGCUGAGGCCAUUCCUGCCCUUGAAGCAGCUUUGGCAGCUCUUAAUACACUCAAGCCAUCUGACAUUACCAUUGUGAAGUCGAUGAAGAGCCCGCCCUCUGGUGUGAAGCUGGUCAUGUCUGCAGUUUGUGUGAUGAAGGACAUCAAACCAGAUAAGAUCAACGACCCAGACAAGCCUGGACAGAAAAUAAUGGACUACUGGGGUCCCUCGAAAAAACUGCUGGGAGAUAUGAGCUUCCUUAGCAUGCUCAAAGAAUAUGACAAAGAUAAUAUUCCGGUCCAUGUGAUGACCAAAAUCAGGAAAGAGUUUAUUCCCAAUCCUGAAUUUGAUCCAGCGAAGGUUGCCAAUGCAUCCUCUGCUGCUGAAGGGUUGUGUAAGUGGAUCAUGGCCAUGGAAAUCUACGACCGCGUGGCUAAAGUCGUAGGCCCUAAAAAGGAAAGUCUGGCUGAAGCCGAAUCCGAUCUCAAAACCACUAUGUCAGCUUUGAAUGCCAAACGAGCAGAGCUAGCCGCGGUAGAGAAACGCCUUGCCGAUUUGAAGUCAACCUUCGAGGACAUGACGGCGAAGAAGCAACAGCUGGAGGACCAGGUCGACUUGUGUGGGAAAAAGUUGGUACGGGCCGAGAAGCUUAUUGGAGGUCUGGGUGGUGAGAAAGACAGAUGGACACAGGCUGCAGCCAACCUUCAGAACAUUUACGACAAUUUAGUAGGAGAUGUGUUGAUAUCGGCCGGAGUGAUAGCCUACCUGGGACCUUUCACCUUGGCCUUCCGAGAUAGUUGUACUGUGGACUGGGUCAAGACAUGUACUGAACGGAAGAUUCCAUGCUCGCAGGAGUUUUCCCUUAGCAAAAUCCUCGGGGAACCAAUCAAAAUCCAGGCCUGGAACAUCGCAGGGUUACCCAGAGACAGUUUCUCCAUUGACAAUGGUGUCAUCGUGGCAAACGCUAGAAGAUGGCCUCUGAUGAUUGACCCCCAGGGUCAGGCUAACAAAUGGGUAAAGAACAUGGAGAAGGACCACAAACUGGCAGUGAUCAAGUUUACAGACUUGGACUACAUGAGGAAUCUGGAAAACUGUAUCCAGUUCGGAAACCCUCUCCUGCUGGAAAAUGUCACGGAAGAGCUGGAUCCAUCUCUGGAACCCCUACUGCUAAAGCAAACAUACAAACAAGGUGGUGUUGAGAUGAUCCGACUGGGAGAGAACGUGAUUGAGUACAGCAAAGACUUCCGUUUUUAUAUCACCACCAAAUUGAGAAACCCUCACUACCUACCCGAGGUCGCCGUCAAAGUAUCCCUCCUCAAUUUCAUGAUCACCCCCGAGGGUCUGGAGGAUCAGCUGCUGGGAAUAGUUGUCGCCAAGGAACGGCCAGAGCUGGAGGAGGAGAGACAAGCCCUGAUUGUACAGAGCGCUGCCAACAAGAAGGCCCUCAAGGAGAUUGAGGACAAGAUCCUACACACUCUUUCUGCGUCAGAGGGCAACAUCUUAGAGGAUGAGUCGGCCAUCAAGGUCCUCGACUCCUCAAAGAUCCUCUCCGAUGAAAUCUCCAAGAAACAAAAGAUUGCCGAGGAGACGGAGCAGAAAAUUGACACAUCCCGUAUGGGUUACCGACCAAUCGCCAAACACUCCUCCAUCUUGUUUUUCUCCAUCGCUGAUCUGCCAAACAUUGACCCUAUGUACCAGUAUUCACUGACCUGGUUCGUCAACCUCUAUGUGGCAUCCAUUCAUGACAGCAACAAAUCCAAGAUUCUGGAGCGCCGUUUACGAUACCUCUCUGACUACUUCACUUACAGUCUCUACUGUAAUGUUUGUCGAUCCCUCUUUGAGAAAGACAAACUGCUCUUUUCUUUCAUUCUCUGUUCAAACAUGUUGUUAGCUAAGGAUGACAUGGACUCAGAAGAGCUCAUGUUCUUCUUGACCGGUGGUGUCGGCCUGGACAACACUCUGCCCAAUCCGGCCCCCACUUGGCUCUUAGACAAGAGUUGGGAUGAAUUGUGUCGACUGUCAGAUCUAAAACAUUUCAAAAAAUUAAGACCGCACUUUAUCAAGAAUGUGGAUGCUUGGAAGAAGUAUUAUAACUCGCGUGAACCACACAACGAAGUGUUACCAGAACCCUGGGACAAAGACUCCAACGAUUUCCAGAAAAUGAUGAUCCUCCGUGUCAUUCGACCAGAUAAGGUGAAUCCGUCUAUUACGAACUUUGUCCGUGAAAAGCUUGGUAAGAAGUUUGUAGAACCGCCUCCCUUUGAUCUGGCCAAGAGUUACGCCGACUCUAACUGCUGUUCCCCGCUGAUCUUCGUCUUGUCACCCGGAGCUGAUCCAAUCAUGGCACUGCUCAAGUUUGCCGAGGACAAGGGCUUCGGUGGAAAUAAAUUCAACUCAAUAUCUCUUGGGCAGGGACAGGGCCCCAUUGCCAGUAGGAUGAUUGAGAACGCCAAAAAGGAUGGGUCAUGGGUCGUACUACAAAACUGUCAUUUAGCAGUAUCCUGGAUGUCUGCCCUGGAGAAAGUCUGCGAGGAAUUCACACCAGAAAACAUUAAUCCUGACUUCAGGUUAUGGUUGACAAGCUACCCCUCAGAUAAGUUCCCGGUUACAGUGCUACAGAAUGGUGUAAAGAUGACCAAUGAACCGCCGACUGGGCUUCGUCAGAAUCUACUUCAGUCUUACCUUAAUGAUCCCAUCAGUGAUGGCGAUUUCUUCGUCGGCUGUCCUGGCAAGGAACUGCAAUUUGAGAAGCUUCUUUUCGGAUUGUGCUUCUUCCAUGCCUUAGUCCAGGAGAGACGUAAGUUUGGACCCCUCGGCUGGAACAUCCCAUACGGAUUCAACGAGUCGGACAUGAGGAUAUCUGUCCGACAGCUACAGAUGUUUAUUAAUGAGUAUGAAGAUAUUCCAUACGAUGCACUGAAGUAUAUGACGGGUGAAUGUAACUACGGUGGACGUGUCACGGACGACUGGGACAGACGCUGUCUCCUCACCACAAUGGCCGACUUUUACAAUUCUAACAUCAUCGAUGAACAGCGCUACAAGUUCUCCGUCAGCGGAAACUACUAUUCCCCGCCCAAAGGCUCGUACAACGACUACGUACAGUUUAUCAAGAACUUGCCUCAGCAACAGACUCCCGAGGUAUUUGGCAUGCACGAAAAUGUGGACAUCUCCAAAGAACUUCAGGACACCACCCUCUUGUUUGACUCGGUCCUUCUCACUAAGGGUCGUGGCGCUGGAGGAGGUGGCGGCGACACUGAUGCUAGUCUCUCCAACAUGGCUGGUGGCAUCAUUGCCAAGCUCCCCAAGAUAUAUGACAUAGAGGAGGCUACAAAGAAGUACCCUGUUGUGUACAAUGAGAGCAUGAACACAGUGUUGGUCCAGGAGAUGGAGAGAUUCAACAGAUUACUCUCAAUCAUCAGCUCAAGUCUUAUCAAUCUACAAAAAGCCAUUAAGGGUCUCGUGGUGAUGUCCUCUGAACUGGAGGACCUCGCAGCCAGUCUCCUUAUUGGUAAACUGCCUGCCAUGUGGUCCAAACGUUCUUAUCCAUCGCUCAAACCGCUCGGCAGCUACGUCAUAGAUUUCCUGGAGAGACUCAAGUUCUUGCAGAAAUGGUACGACGAAGGCAAGCCACCGUCCUUCUGGGUGUCCGGAUUCUUCUUCACCCAGGCUUUCUUGACCGGCGCCAUGCAGAAUUUCGCCAGGAAGUACACCCAACCCAUUGAUAUCCUGGCUUAUGACUUUGAGGUCAUGUCCGUGGAUUACACUCUGAUAGACGAUCCCCCAGAGGAUGGUGUCUACAUUUAUGGGCUCUUUUGUGAUGGGGCACGAUGGGACAAAAACAAGAGUGUUAUUGUGGAACAGUUGCCGAAGAUUCUAAACGAGGCUUUACCGACCAUGUGGCUGAGGCCGAAGAAAAAGGAUGAUAUUUUAGAGGGUGACCGUUACAAGUGUCCAGUCUAUAAGACAAGUGCCCGUCGUGGCGUCCUUUCGACCACUGGUCACUCCACAAACUUUGUCCUCUCGGUACUGUUGAACACGGACAACACGAAGGAACACUGGGUCAAGCGUGGUCUGGCCCUUAUGUGUCAACUAGACUCUUAGAGCAUUUUGCUGAUCAUUAUUAUUUUGUUUAUAUGCAGUUUCGUCCACUCAGUGGCAGGUCACCAGAAAGUACUCUGUAUAGAUGUAAAUGAUCUAACACUCCUGUGUCAACUGGACAUGGUUUAGUGGACACCGGUCAAGGAUUGACUGGUCAAACUUUUUUUGGAUUUAUAUGACAUUGACUAUUCAGUCGGAGAGAACCGAAAGAAAUAAAAUACUUUUAUUCAAAGUAUGGAUGUUAAAUCUGCUUAGAUACCAUCCCUACGAUAACAGUCGAUGGUGUGAGAUUGAUAAAUGGUGAUACAUGGUGUUGAGACAUUUACCAUUGGAUGGUGUUAUAUGAAAUCAAUUUAACUUUGUUUGGUGUGACAUCAUAAUAUACGAGUGGUAAUACCGAACCUGAAAUAAACAUUCGUAAAACAUCCUCGAAUCACAGUGAUAAUAAGUGCUGUGUUUUUUUUAAAUCGUAAGCUUUACAAUAUCGACCUGUAAAAGGUUCUUAAUAUUUUUCGUUAAAAGCAUGCAUGUCAUAUAUUCUUCCUCUGUGUUUUUAUUGAUCACAUUCCACAUCUUUUUGUUAUCGGAGAAAAAAAUCAAUUAAUUUUAUUAUCAAUGGCCACUUCACUAUGCGUGAAACACUUUUAUCUGUUCCACAAACAUGUGUGUUGACAUAGUCCGAAGAGUUAUUACCGUAGAAAUCAAUGAGUCACAAUUAUUUGUGUAUUUACACAACAAAUGCGCAUGCAACAGCUCACGGUAUUGUGAGUGUGAUCUGUUGUCACUUUUAGUCCCAUUUGUACAAAAUAAUCAUUAGUACAUUCUUCUUGGAUGGCACUCUCUGUCAGUCAAGGGUAGAUAACUCAAUUUGACAGACAAGGUCAAGGGGAGAUAACUGUAUUUGCUGCUGUGUUAAUGUGUAAGCUGCACAAACUAACUUUAGAUAGCAUUGCAAUGAUUUGUUAUGAGAUGUGUUUACUCUAAUAAUGACUAAGUAACAGUUAAGAAACAAGUAAAAUAGGAAUAUUCUUGAAAAUAUUUUUUAAAUACAAUCUUUUACAUAUGUGAAUAUAACCAAAAGAUUUUGCAUUAAAAAGCAGAUUUUCUUGGGAAAAAUAUAUUUAAAACUGCAUUGUUGCAGCCCUGUGUGUCGUUGCUACCUAUGAAGAUAUAUUAUUCAACAAUAUACUUUUUCUUCAGAUUUUUGUUCUGUAUUUAUUGCCAGUAAUGCUUAUCCAUAAACUGAGGCCCAUACAUUUAUGUAUCAAAAGUUAAAAAAAAAUAACAUGUUCCGUCCAGUAAGAUGAAAAAAAACCGGUCAUUGAUAGAAUAUAAUGUCAAUCUUGAUAUUUUCCUCAGUAAGAGAUAUUCUAAGUGCAGGUAGUAGUUUAGAUUCUUAAUUUAAAUUAAAUAGAAAUCCAUUUUACGAGAAUACUUUAAUUUUACAUGCAAUAAUAUACUAUAGGUCCAAUCCUUGUAUAUUGUUACAAUCAUUUUCCGAACUCUCCUCAUACUGUAGUUAUAAAUAUUUAAAUCAUGUCGUGAUAUAUAAAUGUACAGUAUAGAACUGUUCAAUACAUUCCCGUACGAAUUCCGUCCCCUUGGUUGUAUUACUUUAUUUACUGGGAGUCUGUUACGUGUAUAAAAAUACUGUUGUGUAUUAUAUUUUUGUUCACUUUUAUGCAUUUGUUGCAAAUACAAUAAGCUGUGAUAUAUUUAUACUGAAUAAAGAAUUCAACAUUGAAA
This is a messenger RNA of Mizuhopecten yessoensis (Yesso scallop), 13944 nucleotides long. RefSeq names its product dynein heavy chain 12, axonemal-like. The record is from RefSeq and is a predicted model, not a curated record. The transcript has 63 exons. Gene Ontology annotation, biological process: microtubule-based movement. Lineage: Eukaryota; Metazoa; Mollusca; Bivalvia; Pectinida; Pectinidae. Gene Ontology annotation, molecular function: ATP binding; dynein intermediate chain binding; minus-end-directed microtubule motor activity. Bases 172 to 12201 code for a protein of 4009 amino acids. Gene Ontology annotation, cellular component: dynein complex.